Pogona vitticeps (central bearded dragon) is the source of this 5397-nucleotide messenger RNA. The record is from RefSeq and is a predicted model, not a curated record. Lineage: Eukaryota; Metazoa; Chordata; Lepidosauria; Squamata; Agamidae.
GGGGUGGGAAGAAGAGUGAAUGACAGCCGCGUUGCUGUGGGCAUAGUCCGGGAAGUCGAGGCGGCGGCGGCGAGUCCCGGGUCCGGUUACCAGGGGCGACCGUCGAGAUGCUUUCCUAACAAGAGGAAAAAGCACAGUGGAUAUCUGAAGCCAGAGAGGCCGCCAUGUCACCCAGGUGUCCAGAGCACAGUAUUAGCCUGCUGGUAUGCUUGCAGCACUAGGGACAGAUGGAGCAGGGAAUUAAACACAAGCCACCUCUUGUACUGACUUAAGGGUGUAGUUACAGUACAGAAAGUGAACAUCAGUGCUUUUUGAGAGUUUGUGUGGUGCUGGAUGACACCCUCCUCCAUGAAAACAUGGCUCACUUUGACACUGAAUAUCAGAGGCUGGAAGCCUCAUACAAUGACUCUCCCCCUGGAGAAGAGGACCUGAUAGUUCAUGUGGCUGAAGGCAGUAAAUCUCCCUGGCACCACAUUGAGAAUCUGGAUCUCUUUUUUUCUCGUGUCUAUAACCUGCAUCAGAAGAAUGGCUUCACCUGCAUGCUCCUCAGUGAGAUCUUUGAGUUAAUGCAGUUCAUCUUUGUUGUGGCCUUCACCACCUUCCUUGUCAGUUGUGUUGACUAUGACAUCCUCUUUGCAAACAAGCUUGUGAAUCACAGCCAGCACUCUAGUGAUCCUGUUAAGGUGACCCUGCCAGAUGCCUUCCUGCCCCCCAAUGAGUGCAGUGCCAGGAUUCAGGCCAAUGGCUUUCUCCUGUCCAUCCUGGUGAUUGCAGGGGUCUUCUGGAUCCAUCGGCUGAUUAAAUUCAUCUACAACAUUUGCUGCUAUUGGGAGAUCCACUCUUUUUACAUCAGUGCUCUAAAGAUUCCCAUGUCCAAUUUGCCCUACUAUACAUGGCAAGAAGUACAAGCACGAAUUGUGCAAAUUCAGAAGGAACACCAGAUCUGCAUUCAUAAGAAAGAACUGACAGAGUUGGACAUUUACCAUCGCAUCCUACGUUUCAAGAACUACAUGGUUGCUAUGGUGAACAAGUCACUACUACCAGUGCGCUUCCACCUUCCCCUGCUGGGAGAUACAGUCUUCUAUACACGUGGGCUCAAGUACAAUUUUGAGCUCAUCUUCUUUUGGGGUCCAGGCUCGCUCUUUGAGAACGAAUGGAGCCUCAAGGCUGAGUAUAAGCGUGGCAGCAACCGCCUGGAGCUUGCUGAUAAACUGGGCACCCGCAUCCUGUGGAUUGGCAUUGCUAACUUCCUACUCUGUCCGCUCAUCCUCAUCUGGCAGAUCCUCUAUGCUUUCUUCAGCUAUACGGAGAUCCUCAAGCGAGAACCUGGCAGUCUGGGGGCUCGCUGUUGGUCCCUGUAUGGCCGUUGCUACCUGCGGCACUUCAAUGAGCUGGAUAAUGAGUUGCACUCCCGCCUCAGCAAAGGCUACAAGCCAGCCUCUAAGUACAUGAACUGUUUCAUUUCGCCCCUGCUCACUGUUGUGGCCAAGAAUGUGGCCUUCUUUGCUGGCUCCAUCCUAGCUGUCCUCAUUGCCCUCACGAUUUACGACGAGGAUGUGCUGGCUGUGGAGCAUGUCCUCACUACUAUUACCAUCCUGGGGGUAGCUGUCACUGUCUGCAGAUCCUUCAUCCCAGACCAGCAUCUGGUAUUCUGCCCAGAGCAGCUGCUUCGCGUGAUUCUUGCACAUAUCCACUACAUGCCUGACCACUGGCAGGGCAAUGCUCACCGUUAUGAGACCCGAGAUGAAUUUGCUCAACUGUUCCAGUACAAGGCGGUGUUUAUUUUGGAAGAGCUGCUAAGCCCUAUUGUGACUCCCUUGAUCCUCAUCUUCUGUCUGAGGCCCAAAGCGCUUGAGAUUAUUGAUUUCUUUCGCAACUUCACAGUGGAGGUGGUGGGUGUGGGAGACACCUGUUCCUUUGCCCAGAUGGAUGUGCGCCAGCAUGGACAUCCCGCGUGGAUGUCAGCUGGGAAGACAGAAGCCUCCAUUUACCAACAGGCAGAGGAUGGCAAGACAGAGCUGUCCCUCAUGCACUUUGCCAUCACCAACCCACACUGGCAGCCACCUCGGGAAAGCACAGCCUUCAUUGGUUUGCUUAAGGAACGUGUGCGCCGUGAUAGCAGCCUGGCAUUGGCCCAGCAGGCUGUCCUCCCUGACAAUGCCCUCUUCACCUCCAUCCAAUCUCUACAGUCAGAAUCUGAGCCACACAGCUUGAUUGCUAAUGUGAUUGCAGGCUCUUCUGCAUUGGGCUACCAAGCAACUCGUGAUGGCCAGGCCUCACGCCAUCUCUCUGCUGUAUCCGAGGUAGCAUCUGCCCUGCGUUCUUUCUCUCCUCUUCAGUCUGCUCACACAGUCCAUGGGAGUUCCCAUACUGAUGGUUCCCAAAUUCGGGGCCCUGGAACAAUGGCAGGCUCGGGGGCUGAUGCUAGGACAGCUAGCUCUGGCAGCAGUGCCUGGGAAGGUCAGCUUCAGAGCCUCGUCCUUUCAGAAUAUGCUUCUACCGAGAUGAGUCUGCAUGCACUCUACAUGCAUGAGUUGCACAAGCAGCAUGCCCAGUUGGACCUUGAGCGCCACUUAUGGCACCGGCGGGAGAGCGAUGAGAGUGGUGAGAGUGCACAGGAGGAGACAGAGACUCAGAGGGGCACCCCUGGUAGCAUCAUUCCUCGCUCAGCCAGCUAUCCUUUUGCCUCACCUCGGACGGCUGGAGAUGAGACAGCAGCUCUGCAAGCAAGCUUCCAGCGCCGAUAUGGUGGUGUCUCAGACCCUGGCACCAUGAAUAGGGCGCCAUCACACUUCGCUCGGCUGCCACUUGGGGGCUGGGCUGAGGAUGGCCAAACUGCUCGACACCCAGAGCCUGUCCCAGAGGAGAGUUCAGAGGAUGAAUUGCCACCUCAGAUACACAAGGUGUAACUGUGAAUGCUGAAGAUCAAAUGGAGGGUCCAGAUUCUGGGCCCAUCUUAGUUGACAGGACUCUGAGUUACACCACCCUGAGAGGUGUGGAUUGGCUCAGGAGGCCAUGUCCUGGACGUCAGUAUCAGAAGGAAGAAGAUAUGAGGUCAGCAGUGCCUUUGUGAUGGGCAGAACUCUAUCCAGACAUGCAUCAUGGCAGUGGCAUGCUAGGUGUGCAUAAGCUGGAUGUGUGUGUGAUUACAUAUUUGUCCAUGUCUGCAUACGUGUCGUCCAUGUUGGAGAAUCAUCCAAGACCUGCAAAGAAGCGUCAAAGCACAUAAGAAACAGGGAUAUUGACAGGUGCUCAGCCUGCCUGAAAGGUUCCAGGGUGGGAAGAGGACCUGCUGUAUGGACCCUGUUCAGAGGCAGGAAAACACUGCCUCGUCAGACUGCAACACUAUCAAAGAUGCAAUCAGGAGAUAGAUUUGGACUCAGGAAUUGAAGGGCUGCGAAAGAUUAUUUUUGUAACAGGAACGGGGCACAGGCUCCCUCCGGGGCAGUGCCUGACUUAGAUGAAGUUUUUCACACGCAAAAAGGGUGCAUACCUUUCAUUCUGCUUUAGCAUUCACUCAUGAACUUGGAAGCCAAGCCAGAAGGGGCAAUCCUGCAGUGCCACCAUCACUACUAUUGGAUUUGCCUUGUUCUGGAUGCAGUAAAUCCUGUUCUGCUUGACGCCACAUAUCAUUCAUGUCCCUGUCUCUUAGUAUCAAAGCACAGAAUCAAAAACAUAAUGCUCCAAACUGUUACUGGGGUUUGCUUGAGUCUGUAUCUGAAACAACCCAAGUAAUCCUCACACCAAAUCUUACCAAGCCGGAAAGCCUCAUUCUCUGGAGAGAUGGCUCUUUUCUAAAGAAGGCCCUUACUUUUUACAUUGUUCAUCCUACUAGAACCAAGAAUUGAGUAUUAGGCUCUGCAGGUGAGGAUGAGGGAUGGAUUGAGCUGGUCUGCCCGUUACCAUGAUAUUUAAAUAUUUCCCAGAUUCCCUUACCCUGUUUGGGUUUAUCUCCCAACUGGUACUGCCAAUUUGUGAUGUCCUUGUUUUGUUACGGUGCCUUGAGAGUAAGUAUCCAGCUGUCAUGUAAGUGCCAGCAAGAGAGGAGUUUCUACAUAUAAAAUAAAAUCCAUCUCUCUUGUCUAAACUAUUAGGGAAGAGGUGGGCUCCAGGUUCUUACGGAAGGAGUUAAGCCUCCCACUCUGUUUGAUAAGGGACUCUUAUGACUUCUACAGAAGUUCUGCUGGUUCUAGUACUUUCCCAGUUUUACUGAUGAUUGCCACUCAACUCUUGUACCUCUCCCACUGCCCUUUUUCUUGCUCUCUAGCACUAGGGCAGUGGUAGGAGACAUCAUGAUUUGCAUAGCUAACAUGACAAGCAGUAUUUUCUAGGCAGCUAGUAAAAACCUCACAAAGAGGAUGUGGUAGAAACCAGCCAAUUGUUGCAUGGGUUAAUAUUAACUCUCUUUAGGAACCACUGGUCCCAGAUACCUCAUUCAACCUAUAAUGUAGCUCUUCCUUCUCUGUGGGGGGUCAAAUAUGGAAUAUUUAUUCACAAUGACCACUGCAACGUCCAAUAAUCACUUGCCAAAGCCACUUUCUGUGGGAGAGGAGGUUUGCAGUCACAGACAAAAUCUGCAUCCUUACUAUCUGUGGGACCAAACUAGACUGUGCAGGGGAUCUCCAGUGCAAUACUCUGACUUCAAAGCAAUGUUGUGGUUUGGGAUCCUGCAGUCCUGAGAUCUAUUUCCCUUCCUGCCCUUUUUUAAGAAACGAAGAGGUUAUUAUCUUCAAGAAUUUAUUUCAGCUUGCUUCAUCUCUUUCCCCCACGGAAACUGGCAGCCUUAUUCUGACAGUGAAUAAAGGGAGCAUUUUAGCUGCACCAGCAAAGAAUUGAGGGGAAUGCUGAUAGCCCUGUCUUAUGCUUAUCUUUGCCCCAUCUCCAUGCGCAUGGUACAGCUGCCUGCUGCCUCCUGUUUUGUUUGCAGCAUGAAAGAGGCUAGGCUGUGGGUGUGUGGAGCACUAGAAGUGGUUUGUAAAGCAAAGCUUACGCCUGGUAAUCUGUAUAGUGCUGUCUCUACUGAAUAAAGAGGGACGUUCCAUUCUUUGAUGGUUCUAUGCUGUCAUUCUCUGAAAUGCCUCCUGAUCAAAUCCUCUGCAGCCUGCAAGAUGAAUCCACUGGUAUUUCAGGGUAGCCCUCACCACAGUGUCUGAGGCCUUGCUGAUGUUUGCUGAAUUAAGCACUGGGUGUUGGUACAUAUGCUUUCAUGGGUUACUGUAACUUUCAAGGAGACUGCUGUUCAUUUAACUCUAAGCUAAUGUACCACUUCCGGAAACAGAAUGAGCCAGGGAACUCCCUUGUGGCUUGAGACAAGGAAACACAUGUGCCUGCAGCAGCUGGGAUUUGUGCAGAGAACAUUUGACCAAUUUGGAAUAAUAAAGGAAUGCACUCAGAGUA